Molecule: messenger RNA, 834 nt
Organism: Neurospora tetraspora
Lineage: Eukaryota; Fungi; Ascomycota; Sordariomycetes; Sordariales; Sordariaceae
Exons: 1
Coding region: 1-834 (277 amino acids)
Biological process (GO): carbohydrate metabolic process
Molecular function (GO): hydrolase activity, acting on carbon-nitrogen (but not peptide) bonds
Source: RefSeq, a predicted model, not a curated record
AUGGAUCGGUUCGGGCAAUGGCGCGGUCCCCGCAAAGCAGCCAUCUGCCUCACCAUGGACAACCUCGGCGAAGCGCAAGACGUCUACAAAGAAACCUGGGACAAACCCAUUGGCACUCAUCCAUCCAUUACCGACCAGCUACCACGGAUGCUCGACCUGCUCGACAAAUACAACAUCAAAAUCACCUACUUUAUCGAGUCUUGGAGCCUCGCCGUCUAUCCCGACGUCGUCAAGGACAUCAUCGCUCGUGGUCACGAGGUUGCAUGGCACGGCUACCAACAUGAGCCGUGGGCUUCCCUUCCUCUUGAAGAGGUGCGCGAUAAACUCGACAAGAGCUUCGAGAUGGCCGAGCCGCUAGGGAUCAAGUACGUCGGGUUCCGACCGCCUGGAGGAGAGCUGGGAAAGCGUACUUCAUGGGAUCUGAUAAAGGAGAGCGGUUUGGAGUAUAUCUCACCAGUAGACUUGGAAUUUAGGUGGCUCGAUCACCUGAAUGGUAUUACCGUACUGCCCUUGGAGUGGCCGGAGGUAGACGCCUUCUACUAUAUGGAGAAGUUCGCUGAUAAAAGAUCGGCCUAUCGAGAGCAGAGGGCGGUCAUGUCGCCAGCCCAGUUCAAGGAACACUUGAUGAACAAGAUUGAUCUUGCGUUGGAAGAUGAGGGCUUCCUGUCGAUUCUAUUUCAUCCGUUCUUGCAAACUAGCGAGGAGAAGCUUGAGGUUUUUGAGGAUGUGCUCAAGCGUAUUGCGAAUGAUCCGGAAAUCUUCUGUGCCCCGUGUCGGGACGUUGCGAAGAUCGCAUCUCAGUGGCAGUGGGAUGAGAAUGAGGACGGAAAAUAG